CCCACCAAACAGUUCAGGCACUUCAGAAGGAUCUCUUCUUCUCUUCACAAUUCACAUGACUCGUACUUUCCGGCUCCUAAGCGACACUAACUCCUCGGCCACCACCGAGACGCCGCCUCAGCAAACCACCGCCGUCGACUCUGACUAUGUAGUAAUCCUUGCUGCCCUCCUCUGUGCUCUAAUAUGUGUUCUGGGACUCAUCGCCGUAGCUCGCUGCGCCUGGCUCCGCCGCCUCUCCGCAGGCGCCUCCCCUUCCCGCCCUUCUCCACCCCCCAGAAAAGGCCUCAAGAAGAAGACCCUCCAGUCACUACCGAAACAGACUUUCUCCCCCGAAUCCGCCACGAAAUUCACCGACUGCGCCAUAUGCCUGAUGGAGUUUGCCGCGGGAGACGAAAUCAGGGUGCUUCCACAGUGCGGACACGGGUUUCAUGUCCCCUGCAUAGACAUGUGGCUAGGUUCCCACUCGUCCUGUCCUUCAUGCCGUCAGAUUCUGGAAUUGAGCCGGUGUCGGAACUGCGGCGGGGUACCGGGAAGCUCCAGCUCCGGAGCUGAGUCUGAGGUCAGAUUGAAGGAACGAGAAGAUGAUGUUAAUAGGUUUUUGCCCUAACUCUCUUGGGGUUUGUCAUUUCAUUUUUUAGGUAAUCAAAAGCUAAAUUUCCAUAUGGUCUCCAAUCUACUCAAGUAUCUGUUUGUAAUAUUCUUGUGUAAAUUAAUCAAAUUUAGUAACAUAAUAUAAUUCAAGAAUUUCA
Messenger RNA from Rubroshorea leprosula, 749 nucleotides. The record is from the annotation of a GenBank genome assembly. Lineage: Eukaryota; Viridiplantae; Streptophyta; Magnoliopsida; Malvales; Dipterocarpaceae.